This is a messenger RNA of Lymnaea stagnalis (great pond snail), 2474 nucleotides long. The record is from the annotation of a GenBank genome assembly. NCBI's taxonomy places the organism in Eukaryota, Metazoa, Mollusca, Gastropoda, Lymnaeidae.
UCAGGUCACGCGUCUCUGUUUUCAGGGAAAACCCGGACCAAGGACAAGUACAGGGUCGUGUACUCGGACCACCAGAGGCUGGAGCUGGAGAAAGAGUUCCACUUCAGCAAGUACAUCACCAUACGACGCAAGACGGAGAUAGCUGGUCAGUUGGGGCUGUCAGAGAGACAGGUAAGUUACAACUGGUCAGUAGGUGCGUCUGGGUAGGUCAGUGAAUAGUUGGUCUUUUGGCGCUUCUCGGUUGGUUAGUGGAUAACGGGUAAGUGGAUGCUUUUCGGUUACCGGAUGGUGGAUAGCUGGUCAGCUAGGGCAGCAGAGAGAUAAAAGAGGAGACGUCAUGUUGACACGAGAACUGAUGUUUUUUCCACAUUUAUCAUAAAACACCUUAGAAAGUCAUUGUCAGAAAGAUUGUCAGAGCUUUAGCUCUUGUCAAUGCAUUUGCUCUUGUCAGAGCCUUAGCUCUUGUGAGGGCGCCAGCUCUAUUUGGAGCGUUAUCAAAUUUUGCCAUCGCUGCAUUCCGAUAAAAGAAUCAGACAAAAAGCUGCUUUGAGAAAAAUGAAUGAAAUUAAUAGGAACUGCUAGGGAUCAUAUUAUCUUUGUCCAUAACUGUUGAUGGAUUGUCAUGUUUGCUACUUUUGGUCAAUGUUUCGUAAUAAUGAAGAGGCCCUCAACUGUUCAGUGUUUUUAAUACUGCGUUUUGGGUUCACUAUAAUAAAGUGUUAACCCGUUCUCCGGGUUUACUCUUUAAAGCGCUCUGUAUAGUCAGUGAAGUGAACCUAAGACAACCAGGUCAGUCAUUGCUUCAUGAGACCGUGUGCUGUAAAAAAAUAAUCUCCGUCGAGAUAACACGUUGAAGCUGGAAGUCUUAAACAGUAAAUACUCAGCCGAGGUAUUGUAGUUAAACCGAUGCCUCGACUCUUGCACUGGAUUGCUUAGCAUCAGAAGAAUACGGGAAGAAGAUGAAUAAUCACAUAAUCUCCUAAUCUCUUGGUAAAGCACUGGCUAAAUCAAUGAUUUGUGCUUAACACAUUUUUUUUAUGCUACACCGAAGCGUAUAUUUUACAAUGUUAUAUCAUUAUGCGAUGGCAAUGACUGUCAGUUGUCUGUGAUUUUUCUCCCUCUAAAUUAAAAUCUAGAACAAAAAGCAAACACGUUAUUUCCAAAAGAAAUAGACGAUUUGAAAUAGAAGAACUAAAUUUGAUCAAUUGAAAUAGAUUAAUUGAAUUGGAUGAAUUGACAUAGAUGAACUAUAAAUGAAUUAAAUUAGAUGAAUUAAAUUAUAUGAAUUAAUUUUAAAUUAGAUAAAUUAAAAAAGAUGAACUCAAAUAGAUGAAUUGAUAUAGAUGAAGUGAUAUAGAUGAAUUGAUAUAGAUGAAUUGAUAUAGAUGAAGUGAUGUAGAGGAAUUCAUAUAGCCACCGAACACACUUAGACUUGAAAGGCCCAUGUUCGUCAAAGCGACGCGUCUCUUGAGAGUUCAUACACAUUUACUUAAACCAAAUCUCUUGUCCAAUUCUCCAGGUGAAAAUUUGGUUCCAAAACAGACGGGCCAAGGAGAGGAAACAGAACAAGAAGCGACAGGAAGUGCCGUCCGAACUUCAGCAUCCCACCGGUGGGUCGGGGUCCAACCACAGCAGCAACCACCAGGAGCAGCCCCACCAGCACCAGAUGCUCCAGGGACCCACGCACGACGCCCACCCCCACCUCUUCCUGAAGACGGAGAAGGAAGACGAGUUCCCCAUCAAGCACGAGCUCACGGGUCACAGUGCGACCUUGACCCCUCUCAUUCCUCAUCAAGGUCAAGGCGGCGUCAUCCACCAGAGUCAUCACACCAUGGGGAUGAUCGGCGCCCCGGCGAUCCUCGGCCGUGGCCACGCCCACCCGUCGAUGGCCCGGUACCACGAGGGUGUGGUGCAGCGGCCCACCAUGACGCCCCCGUCCCCAGGCGGCGACCUCAGCUACAGACUCGCCGGCAACAACGGCACCGAUUCGGCCGGCAACAGCAUGAACCUCUCCGGCUCCUCCGACAGCGGCGUACUCUCUUCCCACUGACCACUCCGCCGCUGAUUAAGAAGAAAUAGGGACUCACUUUCUUGAUCAGAUGGACUCCCUAAUGACCAGUGUGAGUGACCUUAUCCGUACUGGCUUGGAGUCUUCUGUUUUAAUGAUGGCAUUCAUUAUAAUGCGUCACACAAAGAUGAGCUUCAUAAAUGUGUACUAUUCAGUUGAGGUAGCGUUAUAAGGAGACAAUAUUCCCUUUAAUUGUAUAGUUUAUGUACCUUAACUAGUCCUUCGCCAGGACUCUGUGGACACUGAUGAAUGAACUGCAUACACACUGGAUGUCUCUGAAAGAGUCAAUAUAAUUUAAUUGCAUCCUGUAUAAUCCAAAAUAUUCUUGCGCCUUGAAAUCAGCAAGUUGCAGCUUGACACACUCAUGACUCUGCACGUCAUUUUCACAAUGAAAGCUUAAACUGUG